GGCGGAUAGACAUCACGCUGAUCGUUAUAUCAAUCCAUUGCUCCGUAUUACGUACGGAGGAUAUUAUACGGAGUAUAUAUAAUAAAAUAAUAUAUUCCUCUCUUUUUUCUUCGAAAUUAAUGCAUACUCCAUACAUUCCAUUCGAUCAUCCCCUCUCUUUGCGUAUACGUGAUGUCCUGGACUGCGGCGCGCCCAUUUCUUCUGUGCUAGCUCGCUUAUAUUUUUCUGGUAAAGCUGAUUCUGGAUACGUAAGCUUUAUAUUUGGAUUUUAGCACCACUAUUUCGGGUUACGCUUCUUCAAUCAUGCACCCAUUUGGACAUUGAUUCCGUGUAGGAAUUGGGGAAUUUGAUUGUUUGAUUAGUGGGAAUUCCCGAUAAGCGCUUUCUUUUUCCAGCUUUCCUUCUGGGUUGGUUUGCUGGCAAUUCAAUUGGAAUGCCAGAGCUCAGAGUGGAAGGGUAGCCUGGUGGUGACCUCUUUGCUUGCUUCUCGUUGAGGAUUUCCGGGUCAAGUUUAAUAUUCCUCUUCUUCUCGGUGAUCUGAGCUUGAUCUCCGCCCAGAAUAAUAAAUUCAAAAGGUGAUAAUGGAUAUUAGCAAUGAGGCUAGUCUUGAGUUUUCCAAAAUCGGACCAUAUUCGAUCGUGGGUCGUGUGAUUGCUUUCAGAAUCUUGUUUUGCAAGUCACUUUCACAAUUGAGGUCUCAGAUUUAUCACUUCUUGCUCCACUACUUGACUAAGCUCAAGAAUCAUUACUUAACACCUUUGCUAUCAUGGUUUCAUCCUCGGAACCCACAAGGAAUAUUAGCAUUAGUAACACUCAUUGCGUUCCUAUUGAAACGGUAUACUAACAUAAAAGUGAAAGCUGAGAUGGCAUAUAGAAGGAAGUUUUGGAGUAACAUGAUGAAAUCUGCACUUACCUAUGAAGAAUGGGCUCACGCUGCUAAGAUGUUAGAAAGAGAGACUCUUAAAGUGAGAGAAUCAGACCUUUAUGAUGUAGAACUUGUUAUGAAUAAACUUCAAGAGCUUCAGCAUCGUCGCAGAGAAGGUUCUCUCAGAGACAUUAUGUUCUGUAUGAGAGCUGACCUGGUUAGAAACCUUGGAAACAUGUGUAACCCUAAACUACAUAAAGGAAGGCUACACGUUCCAAAACUUAUUAAGGAAUAUAUUGACGAAGUCUCAACUCAGUUAAAAAUGGUUUGCGAUUCUGAUUCGGAGGAACUUUUAUUGGAGGAGAAGUUAGCUUUCAUGCAUGAAACAAGACACGCCUUUGGCAGGACCGCUUUACUUCUAAGUGGGGGGGCUUCCCUCGGUUCUUUUCAUGUCGGUGUGGCUAAAACAUUGGUGGAACACAAGCUUUUACCUCGCAUAAUUGCAGGCUCCAGUGUUGGAUCCAUAAUAUGUUCGAUUAUAGCAACCAAAUCUUGGCCUGAGCUCCAAAGUUUCUUUGAGGAUUCUUGGCGCUCCCUACAGUUCUUUGACCAAAUGGGUGGGAUCUUUACAGUUUUCAGGAGGGUGAUGACACAUGGUGCUGUUCAUGAGAUCAGACAGUUACAGUGGAUGUUACGACACCUCACUAAUAAUUUGACUUUCCAAGAAGCCUAUGAUAUGACAGGUCGGAUUUUGAGCAUUACUGUUUGUUCCCCGAGGAAGCAUGAACCUCCUAGGUGUUUAAAUUACUUGACUUCGCCUCAUGUUGUUAUAUGGAGCGCAGUUACUGCUUCUUGUGCAUUUCCUGGGCUUUUUGAGGCCCAAGAGCUUAUGGCUAAAGAUAGGAACGGAGAUAUUGUCCCUUAUCAUCCCCCGUUUCAUUUGGGGCCUGAUGAGGCUUCUGGUGGUGGUGGUGCUCGUAGAUGGAGGGAUGGUAGUUUGGAGAUUGAUUUGCCUAUGAUGCAGUUGAAGGAGUUGUUCAAUGUUAAUCACUUCAUUGUGAGUCAAGCUAAUCCACAUAUUGCUCCUUUACUGAGAUUGAAGGAAUUUGUGAGAGCUUAUGGGGGCCACUUUGCUGCCAAGCUUGCUCAUCUAGUAGAGAUGGAGGUCAAGCACAGAUGCAAUCAGAUACUGGAACUUGGAUUUCCUCUAGGAGGUCUAGCCAAGCUGUUUGCUCAAGAAUGGGAGGGUGAUGUCACUAUCGUGAUGCCUGCUACUCUUGCUCAGUAUUCAAAAAUAAUACAAAACCCAUCAACCGUGGAGCUCCAGAAGGCGGCAAACCAAGGAAGGAGGUGUACAUGGGAGAAAUUCUCAGCUAUAAAGGCAAACUGUGGCAUUGAGAUUGCUCUUGACGAGUCGGUUGCCAUACUCAACCACAUGCGUAGACUCAAAAGAAGUGCAGAGAGAGCUUCUGCUGCUUCAGCCUCCUCCCCUCAUGGUCUGACAACCACUGUCCAGAGAUUCAAUGGUUCUCGAAGGAUCCCUUCUUGGAACUGCAUCGCUCGUGAGAACUCAACAGGGUCUCUUGACGAGUACCUUCCUCCUCCUCUUCCUGCAUCCCAUGGUGGUCCCACAGAUGCUCAUCCCCAGGGAAUUCAAAGUCGGUGCAGUGACAGUGAAUCAGAAAGUGAUCUUACUUCCUGGACGAGGGCAGGCGGCCCGCUGAUGAGGACGACAUCAGCAGAUAAGUUUGUAGAGUAUGUCCAGAACUUGGAUACCAUUGGGGGCCCAAGGUUGAACCAAGAGGUGAUGACAGCCAGCCGAGGAGGAAUAUUCUCUCCUGGUCUUAGGGUGACCACACCUGAUUCUAGCAGCAACGUCCUGGUGGUGGGAGAAGGUGACCUGCUGCAGGCUGAGAGGAUGCAUAAUGGGAUUGUGUUUAACGUUGUGAAGAAAGAAGAUUUGACAUCUACAUCAUCAAACAGUUCGUCUUCUGGUGCGGUGCAUAAUAAUGACUUUGUAGCACCUGAGGAAUGUGUGCAACUUGAUAGUCUAGGAAAAGAAAUGGAUGCUACUAGCUCUGCCUCUGAUGAUGAUGCUGAUAAUGACAUUACCAGAGUGGGUGAGAAAUAUGGUAAUUAAGUAAAUGGUGUUUCAGAUUUAGUAAGGCAGUAGUUGCCUCAAUACCACUUUUGGUCCCAAGAGUUCUCCACUUUUGGUGCACAGCUAGUUGUUUAUCACCUGCGGUCAUCCCGACCACUUAUAUGGUCAAUUUCCUUGUAAUUUUCAAGCAAUUUUCACAGGAUAAGUGGCAGGGAAUGUCGAAAAAUGAAAAAAAAAUCCUAAUCGUGCACCCAAAGUGAAAACUGAAAGUUAUGAAUAAAAAAUGGGAACGUCCUAAUACUCAUGGGACCGAAAUGUAAUGUUUUCAUAUAUUCUUUACAAGUUAGCGUACUUUUGGGAUCUGCCAUUUUAUGACAUCAGAGCAUCAAAAUUAAGCUGGGAUCCGGGUCUUGUCAUCACAUGCUUAUUUGAUUGAGGCCGUCUACUCAAAAGAUUGGACAAACGUUUGUAUGUGCGUGUAGUUUUGUGGGGUUGCCCGCAGCGUAACCGUCCGAUCAUAAUCUGAUGGCCUCGAUGAAGACACACAUAUGGUGCUUGUCCCAAAGACAGGGUUCCAGGCUGUGUACCCAAUCCUACAAGGGUACUAGAUGGGCCUUAAUUCGAUUCUUCUUUAAGAGGUGCUUCUUGUACAGAUGAAUAUACUCUGAUAGUCUGAUUCUCUUUCGUUCUAUGUAUAUAUAAAAAAUGAAUGUUUUAAGUUUGAUAACUGGUUCUUUAUAUCUGUCUUCUUGUGGUUCUCAUGAUGAUAUUUUAUAAUUAUUACUCCAUUAUUAAUUUAUUAUCAAUAAUCAUCAC
Cuscuta epithymum is the source of this 3782-nucleotide messenger RNA. Lineage: Eukaryota; Viridiplantae; Streptophyta; Magnoliopsida; Solanales; Convolvulaceae. The record is from the annotation of a GenBank genome assembly.